This is a messenger RNA of Carassius carassius (crucian carp), 556 nucleotides long. RefSeq names its product collagen alpha-1(XIV) chain-like. The coding region runs from base 1 to 489 and encodes 162 amino acids. The record is from RefSeq and is a predicted model, not a curated record. The transcript has 5 exons. Lineage: Eukaryota; Metazoa; Chordata; Actinopteri; Cypriniformes; Cyprinidae.
AUGAGGGAAUCUCUCUCUGAGUCAGUCUUCAUUCGCUCUGACUGCACUGGGUUUAUUCACCUCAUCUCAUCUGACCGCUUGGUUUUCACUGCAGCUGAGAGGAUGCAGGUUCGAGUGCUGCUGAUCCUGAUUCUCAUAUCAGUAUUAAUCACACAUGCUAAAGUGGACAACUUCACAUGUGAAGCUCCAGCUGAUAUCGUGAUGCUGGUGGAUGGAUCGUCGAGUAUCAGCCCUUUAAACUUUAAAACUGUGAGGAGCUUUCUGGAAAGGUUUGUCAGGUCCUUUACGGUUGGAUCAAACCAAACACGCAUUGGUUUGGUGCAGUACAGCAAUGAUCCAAAGAUCGAGUGGCAUCUGAACACACACAGCACUAAAGAGGCUGUGAUCGACGCUGUGAGGAAACUACUCCAAGUAGGAGGAGGCACACAAACAGGUUCACACACACUCACACACACAUUGGUAUUUGUGGUUUACAGGGACUCUCCAUAGGCGUAAUAGUUUCUAUACUGUACAAACCGUAUAUUCUAUCGCCCACAACAACUCUACACUUAAACCU